Clonostachys solani is the source of this 903-nucleotide messenger RNA. The record is from the annotation of a GenBank genome assembly. Lineage: Eukaryota; Fungi; Ascomycota; Sordariomycetes; Hypocreales; Bionectriaceae.
AUGACGACAGCCACCUUCCAGCACAUCGACACCAGCUCCUAUGAGGGCAAGCCGUGGUCCAAGGUCGAUGGCCCUGGCAAAUCCUACAUCGACCGCCCCCACCAGCGCACCGUCUCUAGCCUCCGUGGCCGUGAGACUGACUUUUCACUCAACGCCAACGGCUUCGCCAUCAUACACUCGCCCGCCAUUGAGAAGCUCUUCGCGAGUGAUGAAGCCGUUCGCGGGGGCUACUACGGCGAGGUCGAGGCGCUGAUCCGCAAGCACAUACCCGAGCGCCUCAAGAAGGUGGAAAUCUUUGACCACACUGUCCGCCGUCGCCAGGCCAAUUCCCCUCGUCAGCCCGUGCAGCAGGUCCACGUCGACCAGACAGCUGCUGCGGCUGCUGCGCGCGUCCGUCGGCAUCUACCCCUCGAAGCUGAAGAGUUGCUGGGCAGUGGCGGGGGACGCUACGCCAUCAUCAACGUCUGGCGGCCCAUCGAGUACGCUGCCGUCGAUGUCCCCCUCGCCGUAGUGGACUGGAAGACGACCGACAGAGAUGAUUAUGUCGCCGUCGACCUCCUCUACCCCAAGCGUGCUGGGGGCGCUGCCGAGGACGAGGACGAUCGUGGCAAGGAGAAGCUGCCUGAUCCUGAGACGAACGACUCUGUGGACGGGUACGAGCCUCGCGGUGAGCACUUCCAAGUGGCGCCCAACGAGAGCCACAGGUUCUACUUUCAGAAGGACAUGACGCCUGAGGAGGCGCUCCUGAUCAAGUGCUAUGACUCCUUUGGACACGGCGAGCCGCGCGGUGUGGAGGGAUUGGCGGUGAGAACGCCGCAUAGUGCGUUUCGUGAUGGGGAUGCACCGGAGAACGCGCUUCCUCGGCAGAGCAUUGAGGUGCGAUGCCUGGUCUUCUAUGAGUGA